GGUAUCAUCCAAGCCUACAAAAGUGGCAUAACCCUCCAGGGAAACACCACUAGCCUGGGCAGGUGGGACUUCAGCGGGUCUUUCUUCUUCUCCAUCUCUGCAAUAACAACCAUUGGCUAUGGGAACCUAAGCCCCAGCACGGUAGCCGGUCGAAUCUUCUGCAUCUUGUUUGCACUCUUUGGGAUCCCCUUGAACCUUGUACUCCUGAAUGAAAUCGGGCAGCUGAUGCUGUUAGGGGUUCAACAUUGUGCCCAUCACUUAGAGGAGAUGUUUCACUGGCAGAAAAAAACUUCCCUCCUGAUUAAGACCUGUGCGCUGGUAACUGGCUUGUUACUGUUCCUCCUGCUACCUCCCUUCUUAUUCUCUGACAAAGAAGGCUGGUCUUAUGAAGAAGGCUUCUACUAUUCCUUCAUUACCCUCAGCACUAUAGGCUUUGGAGAUUAUGUGAUUGGGAUGAACCCAGACCGCACUUAUCCAGGCUGGUACAAGAAUGUAAUCUCCCUGUGGAUCCUCUUCGGGAUGGCCUGGCUAGCACUGGUUAUCAAAUUUUGCAUCAACUUUCUAGAGAGUUCCAGUGACUUCUGUCAGUGCAACAAGAAGAGCACAGACAUGGCAGAAGUAAUGGAUGGUAACAAAAAUAAUGUGACUGGAAUUCACGAUCUGGAGAUCCGCAAUGACAAGGACACAAAACCAAAAGGACUGGAUGAAUCCCACACCUGCACAGCUCCUGCUGAAGCACUAUAG
Molecule: messenger RNA, 744 nt
Organism: Apaloderma vittatum (bar-tailed trogon)
Lineage: Eukaryota; Metazoa; Chordata; Aves; Trogoniformes; Trogonidae
Gene: KCNK17
Product: potassium channel, subfamily K, member 17
Biological process (GO): potassium ion transmembrane transport; stabilization of membrane potential
Cellular component (GO): membrane
Molecular function (GO): potassium ion leak channel activity
Source: RefSeq, a predicted model, not a curated record